GCCAAGGGAGUGGCGCUUGUCGACAGUCUGUCCACCUAUUCUAACUUGUGGCAUAGCAAUCGAUCGAUCGCCAAGCAGCAUCUUCUCACUGCACCAGGUGAUGCCCUGGUCACAGCUGCCGCCGUGUGUUACCUGGGACCUCUUGUACCUGCUGCCAGGGAUGAGCUGUUUGCUGACUGGCUGAGGGUGUGUGAUGGGGUGUCGCGAGAGCCCGAAAAGCGACUGCUCAGUUUGUCGUCAAUGGUGCUCGAAGAUUCUCGGAACAAACGCAAUUACACUGAGCCAAAUAAUGCAGGUAGAACCUCCCGUCCGACCACCCAGUCGACGCUUGCAUCAACCUUAUCUACUAACACGGUGCCACUGCGUGAAGAUGUGUCACUGAAAACGAUACUAGCUGCUGCCAACGAGGUGGAUGAGUGGAAGAGAAAUGAGUUACCCACCGACGAGCAGGCGCUGCAAAACGCUUUGAUACUGAGGAGCUGUAGUGAUGAUCGGACGCGUGCCUGGCCGCUGUUGAUCGAUCCGCAUAAUCAGGCUGAGUUAUGGAUAAGGGCUCUAUUUUCUUAUGAUACAUUGGAUGAAGGUCAAAACAGCCGUCCAGAGACAAGACAGUCCGAACGCUCUGUCUCACGCCAAUCUGGGCGAUCAUCCAUUGAGUUAGAUACUGCUCCCGCUUUAGAUUACGCUAAUCUGGAUCAGUCUGGAGCAGACGAUGAUGAAGCUGAUCCACAGCUCUCAGAUAAUGAAGUGGAUCAGUUUCUCCAGUCGCUUAAAGAGACAGGUAAGGAUGCAACCCCAAUACGUGCUUUUGUACCAGCUUAA
Orbicella faveolata is the source of this 822-nucleotide messenger RNA. RefSeq names its product dynein heavy chain domain-containing protein 1-like. Gene Ontology annotation, cellular component: dynein complex. Gene Ontology annotation, molecular function: dynein intermediate chain binding; ATP binding; dynein light intermediate chain binding. Gene Ontology annotation, biological process: microtubule-based movement. The record is from RefSeq and is a predicted model, not a curated record. Lineage: Eukaryota; Metazoa; Cnidaria; Anthozoa; Scleractinia; Merulinidae.